Molecule: messenger RNA, 182 nt
Organism: Dentiscutata heterogama
Lineage: Eukaryota; Fungi; Glomeromycota; Glomeromycetes; Diversisporales; Gigasporaceae
Source: the annotation of a GenBank genome assembly
UCCUAUUACUGAAAGUUGAUAUGAAGAUCUUUGAUUUAUGUGAUCUGAUUAUUACUUUUGAUUCGUUUUUCGGUCUUAUGCUGUGGGUUAUAAAAGGUCCAUUUAUCCUAAUGCCUAUAAAGAAUUCUUCUGAAGAUUUUUCAGCUGUAGAUAAGCUUGAGUAUGGGCGCUCGUUCGAGUAG